Pristis pectinata (smalltooth sawfish) is the source of this 7236-nucleotide messenger RNA. RefSeq names its product zinc finger and BTB domain containing 47b (gene zbtb47b). The transcript is spliced from 6 exons. Bases 261 to 2369 code for a protein of 702 amino acids. Gene Ontology annotation, cellular component: nucleus. Lineage: Eukaryota; Metazoa; Chordata; Chondrichthyes; Rhinopristiformes; Pristidae. The record is from RefSeq and is a predicted model, not a curated record. Gene Ontology annotation, molecular function: protein binding; DNA-binding transcription factor activity, RNA polymerase II-specific; RNA polymerase II cis-regulatory region sequence-specific DNA binding. Gene Ontology annotation, biological process: regulation of transcription by RNA polymerase II.
UUCUCAAGUUCCAAGCGUAAAGGUCUUGCUACUUGGGGAAAGUACCCGAAAAAAAAGAACUGUGUUUUUGCCUUGCAUUAUUUUGAUCUCACAAAUAGCGCUGGUGACUUUGUAACGGACAGAAAGCGCCUGGGAGCUUUGAACAGUUCACUUUAACUCCACACCUACAUCCAUAUUUGCUGAUAGUUGAAAAGACCACUGACUACCCUUCCACUGAGUAUUCUCUGGUGGAGGAUGUUGCCCUCCACUUUACUUGUUUGAUGGACAGACUGAAUGAGCAGCGCCUAUUUCAGCCAGACCUGUGUGAUGUAGACAUUGUAUUGGUGCGGCAAAAGAACACGUUUCCUGCUCACAAAGGGGUACUCGCGGCCUACAGCCAGUUCUUUCAUUCCCUCUUCACACAAAAUAAGCAGCUUCAACGAGUCGAACUUUCGCUGGAAGCGCUAACGUCGCAAGGGUUCCAGCAGAUCCUUAACUUUAUCUACACUUCGAAGCUGCUGGUGAACGCCUGCAAUGUGCAGGAUGUGCUGAAUGCUGCUGCAGUUCUACAGAUGAAUGACAUUGCCACUUCCUGUCAAGAGUUAAUAGAUAGCCGGUCCUUAAAUUUGACAACAGUGGUGAGCGAUAUGUCGAAACAGGAAAGCCACGGCAAUCCUCUUGGUUCUCAGUUUUACCGUGAAAUCAAGCAAGAGGUGGACUCGCAUCCCAAAAUCUACGCCAGAGAAGGUAACAAUCCCUACUCUGUUCGGGUGGAGGAUAACACUGGGAAACAGCACUCUCCUCUGCAGCAGAAGCAGCAAUAUUACAAGGAGGAGAACGACAGCCAAACAGUGUGCAAGAUCGAGGGCGACACUGAGUUGGAUGAUGACUCUGACAGCAGGAGCUCGUACAAUAGGGAGCAGAUCAUUGUAGAGGUUAACCUUAACAACCAGACUCUGAAUGUUUCUAAAGGCGCUGAAGGCAUGUCUUCACCUUCAGAGGCGACGGCUGUUUUGGGAAGAUGUCCUGAGGAGGAAGAGGAGGAGGACGAGGAGGAGGAGGAGGACGAGGAGGAAGAGGAAGAUGACGACGACGACGAUGACGAUGCUGACGUUGGGGACGAGGAGGAGGACGAAGAUGAUGUUAGUGAGGAAGAUGAUGAGGACGUGGAAGAGAGUGAAGAUGAUGUAAAUGAAGAUGAUAAUCCCGAAACUCCAGAAGUUAAGACUGAAAGUGGCCAAACUACGCGAAGAACAGCAAGAGCGUCGACUGCCUCCAAAGGGUCGACUCCUGCAGCCUCCAGCAGGUCACGGAGACGGGCCAAGCAAGAAGUGACCACUCGAGGUAGGAAGCGAAAGAAGGAUUCCGAUAGCUCAAAUCAGAAGGUGAAAAUUGAGGAGAAACAGAACUUCCCCUGCAAAAAGUGCCCCCGGGUCUUCAAUAACCGUUGGUACCUAGAAAAGCACAUGAAUGUCACACACAGCCGCAUGCAGAUCUGCGACAAGUGUGGCAAGAGAUUUGUACUGGAGAGUGAGCUAUCACUGCAUCACCAGACUGACUGUGAGAAAAGUAUUCAGUGUGUCACCUGUGGGAAGGCAUUUAAGAAGCUCUGGUCCCUUCAUGAGCACAAUAAAAUAGUCCAUGGUUAUGCAGAGAAAAAGUUCUCGUGUGAAAUCUGCGAAAAGAAAUUUUACACAAUGGCCCACGUCAGAAAACACAUGGUUGCUCACACAAAGGAUAUGCCAUUCACCUGUGAGACUUGUGGGAAGUCAUUUAAACGCAGCAUGUCACUAAAAGUCCACUCUCUGCAGCAUUCGGGGGAGAAACCUUUCAAAUGUGAGAACUGCAAUGAAAGAUUCCAGUACAAGUAUCAGUUGCGCUCUCAUAUGAGCAUCCACAUCGGACACAAGCAGUUCAUGUGCCAAUGGUGCGGCAAGGAUUUUAACAUGAAGCAGUAUUUCGAUGAGCAUAUGAAGACGCACACUGGGGAGAAACCGUACAUCUGUGAAAUCUGCGGCAAGAGCUUCACCAGUCGACCAAACAUGAAGCGCCAUCGGCGGACGCACACGGGCGAGAAGCCGUAUCCCUGCGACGUCUGCGGCCAGCGGUUCCGUUUCUCCAACAUGCUGAAGGCGCACAAGGAGAAGUGCUUCCGAGUCACCAACCCCAUCACUGCAGACAGCAACCCACUGAGCCUCACCUCCACCACGCCGCCCAAUUCCAGCCCCCUCAUCUCCCACCCCCAGACUCACCCACACUCCCACCCUCACCCUCACUCCCUUCCGCUGCCUCUCCUGCACUCCCUCCCUCCAACUCUCCCCCCUCCUCCCCACCUCCCGCCGCCUCCGCCCCUCUUUCCAGCUGGUCGGAUAAACGCCAACAACAAUUGAACCGCUAUGAGUUUGUGUUUUCCUUUCCUCUCCAAACAAAAGAGACAAGUAACUGUAGCAGACGGUCGAAAGCACGCCCCAGGUGUGAUGCUGAAUAUACUGUUACCUGGAAGGAAUAUAACCAAAGGAGGCAUAUGUACUUAAAGGAUGGGGACUAAAAGUCAAUGAACCUUGGGGGAAAAGACCAUAUGUAACAAAAAAAAACUAUUUUGGUGUAUUAUUUACAGUAAGGAUGUAGGCAAAGGAUUUUUUUUAAUAUCAUAUAGGACAAGACUAGUGUGGACUGGUCUGAACCACUUUUAAAGGCAACCAUAGACUUUAACUGCUCACUAAAAAACCUUUUUGUUAGAAUUUUCAAACACGAAUAUCCCUGCAGCAUAUAAUGCAAGAAGGACGUGUACAGAUUUAAUAGUGUGCAUCCUGAGGGCCAAGAGACUAAGUAAGUGGCCCUUCAUAAAUGUAUUCCUGAUGUACUUAAUUAGCAAGGUAAUAUGGGAUUCUUCCCCUUCCUGCCGUUCCCCCGUCCCCCCCCAGCCUCCCAUCUAUAACCUGCUAUUUUAUUUAACAAGGGUAAAACGAGCUGUGCUUGUGUGUGGCAAGUUUAACUAUUUACUGGAGUGCACCUAACAGACCUGAAGUUUUAGCAGCCAGUGUCGUAUUGUGUAAGUGAACCGAAACAGUGUUGUAACCAUGGACAGCGUGGCCUACUAUGGAAUCGAUGGAAGCGAGGGUAAGAGUGAAGGAACUCCAGCUUGUGGGAAUAUACGGAAACCAAAGAGAGGAAGACUGUCAAGAUUAAUCAGAAAAUAGUUCUUCGGGCUAGGAAGUUAGGAGUCUGGGCCAAAUCCUACUUCUCCCACCCCUCUGAACCCACUCUAGCUCGCCUUUGCUGUGUUUUACAUCCAAAAUUUGUGUAUGUUUCUGGGGAAUAAUUUUUUUGGAGCACCAAGUUAGCACUUAAUCAUGGGCACUGUGGCUUUUAACAGGAGGUGGAGUUAAUAAAAGCAGAAAUUGGCAUUUUCUAGUCCAUGGAAUACCAAAAAAAAGACUGGUUACAGAACUGGUCCGGGGAGUUUGAUGCAGAAUUGGGGUGACACGUUAGUGUAACACUGAAGGAAAUGCAGUAAUUCUGUUGUGCACCCAACAGAAAAGAUGCAUAGGACUGAGCUGAAAAAAGGCACAUGGUGGCAGUCGAGCAAGGAGCAUCAGGUUAUUGACACAUUAGCAACAAUUACUGCUCCAGGCUACAGUGAGCGAGGGCUUUUGUUCUGUUCAUUAAAUCUUUGCAUACUCGACAGGAAAACCAAUGAAUUUCUCUUUCAAAUGUUGCCUUAAAAGGUUGGGUGCAUUGAGUUGCAAGUCUGGAUAGAGACAGUUCGAUGAUGGAUAUGGGUGCACAUCACAGAAAUGUUUCUACCCUUCCUUCCACUACUCCCAGCAAAUGUGGCUGCAGUUAACUCGUCUGGAGAUGUGCUCCGGUCUAAAGUGUAAAACUAAUGCGUUUUUGUGAUGGAGGUUUGUGUUUCAGGGAUUAAUGGGUCAGCAGGCAAUAAGGCUACUCCAGUGAUUUGUACUUGUGUACGAGUUUCAGCUGGUAUUUCAAUGAGUGUUUGGGUAGGGACUUUGUCAUUAAUAAACCCCAUCAGUUUUCCUUGACCAAGGACUUUUUAGUCAAAUAUCCUGUAUGAUUGUGCCCAAGGAUAAGUGAACAUUGUGAUUGAUAGUGGACUAAUGUUGAACGUAAUUGAGCCUUUGUUUUUGGUAACCCUUCUAGUAAUUAGUCAGGUAGUGGUAUGGAAAUCCUUGGGAUCACUUGCAUUGCUUAUCCUUUGCAUCAUACCAAGUCCAGUUUGCCUAAGAUGUCUUCACCUCAAAAAUGGUGGACUCUGGAAAGUAAAUUUUUGCAAGAAGAAUCAAGGGAGGAGAAUAGACAGUGCGGUCUUCCAUUGUAAGUGCAGCAAGUAAGUAGGAAACAAAUUGGUAGGGUGGCCUUUAUUGCAAAGAGAUUGGGGUACAAGGGUAAAGGCCUGCUGCAGUUACAUUGGGUCUUGUUGAGACCACACAUGGUUUCAUUAGAUUGACUGCUCAGUCCAGGGAUUGUCAUGUGGAGAGAUCGAGUCUGCUAGAUGUAUAUUCCCUAUAUAAAAGAAUAAAAAGAGGUCUCAUUGAAACAUAAGGUUUUAUGUGGCAUGAUAAGGUGAACACUGAGAAAAUACUUCUCAUGGCUGGAGAGUUCAGAUCCAGCGGAUCACUGUCUUGGCCAUUUGGGACUGAGGUGAGGAGAAAGUUCUUAGCUCAAGGGCUUGUGAAUGUUUCGAGUUCUCGAGCUCAGAAGGCAAUGGUUGUUUAGUUCUUGAAUAUAUUCGAGACAAGAUUGAUAGGUUUUUGGGAUACUACUGCGUCCUUGAACAGCAGAGAAGGCUCAGAAAGGGCCUCUUCAGUCCCUACCUUCUCUCGUUCUUGUAGGCAGACCUGAUGCUGCUGCACACACCAAGACAUUGCUGGUGCUUUCACAGUCUAUAUGUAGAUUGCUGGGAGGUGCCGUCGGGGUUGAACAUGUUCCCACAUGCUGCCAUUUUAAUUUACUUUGUUUUGCUCAACUAACGGGUACUAGCAAACGUUUUUAAACUUGAACACUAACUGAGAUUUUAAAAGCAUUAGUACAGUGAGACUCAUGGGCAGUCUUGCUUUUUGAAAAUAAUUAAAGCUGCAGUGAUUGCUUGCUUUGAGGCCUGCAAAGGCCUUAGAUUUUCAGACAACAUUGUACACUACACUGCAUCCACAUCACAGGUUACUCCUUGUGCAAUUAUUGAAUGUCCCUCUCCCUCCUGUGAUGAAGUAGGAUUGGAAAAAUUGUGGCUCGUUUGAGAUAAUUGGAUCAGAAAUGACAUAAUCAGCAGCUUCAAUCAUAGUAGAAAAUCACUAUCUUCCAUCGGGGAGGAGUAGAAGUUCCUUGUUUCUGUUGUGCAGGUUUUUGAAGAAUCAUUAUUACAUUUAGUGGCAAGUAGCAGGGGAGUGAAAGUAUCUUUGCAAGUGCACUGUUAAGUCACAAGCUAUAUUUUAUCAGAGAAUUUAACGUGCAGUAUUUGUCAUUGUACAGAGGAGAGGAGGAAUAUGUCAGUGAAGCAUCACAGUAUUUUUAAUGUGCUCUUAUCGGAUACAGAGUUUAAAAUAUUAAAUAAAAUAAAAAGUUGGUUAUUGUAAAGACAUAGGACUUUUUUUAAUAUUAAAUGUUUUUGAUACUUUUGAAUUCUGCCUAUUUUGCUCAUCGUGAAGAGAAGGAAAUAUAGGAAAGUCACAAUUUAAGCAAUAGUAAAGCAAGGGAAUGGGCAUCCUGAUGCUGUUCAGUACUGAUGAUUCAGCACUUUUCUGACUUUUCAUUGAAAUUUAAUGUUCUACCAUAGGAGCCCUCAGCUGGUCAUUGGCAAAUAAACAUUCUUUUAAAAAAAAUCUGGCCUCCUGUAUAGGAUCCACUAUAGUGGCUGCAGACUUGUUUGCAAUUUGGCGUGAGAUCUGUAAAUAAAGGGGAGUCCCCACAUUGUGACGUUUACACAAAACAGUUCAAGGUGAAUCAUUCAUUUCCAGUGUUCCUUUUCCUUAAACCCAUGGUCUACACUGCUAAUAGUCACACACCAAAUGGCUACAGCCAGACAGUGUUGUGAUUCUGUCUUUUUUUGUAGCUGAUCUGUGUAUUAUUGAGGGGAGGGAGGGUUGGUUGAAUUCCAUAAUCCUAUUUUUUAAAAAAAAGAAAAUGUUUUUGACAAAAAUUAUCCCAAAGAAAGCAAUAAAUAGACAUUUGCCAUUACAAAGCAGGACAGCCUUACACAGGUUGUAUAUUGCACCCGUACAGUCUAUCAUAAUGACAUUGUGUCUCAGGACAACAAUAUUAAAAGGAUUUUAUUUUGUUUUGGUGGCACUACCUUUGGUGAGUCAUAUUUUUAUUUCUAAAAUAAAUAAAUCCUCAUUCCAAUUCCAACUUUGGGAACUCUCAUCCCUUUUCUAGUUGAACCCACAUUACUGUUCCUUACGGAAGUAAUUCCAUCUGGCAUGCUAUGGUCUGCCAGACUCCUGAGGCUGAAUUGAUUAAAGGUUUGGAAGAGUUAUACUCAAAGGUUUCUUAAAGGAAGCAUUAAAUUCAAAGGCUGUUGAGUUUGAAGGUCAGAGUUGAAGGGUGAGGUUUAAUUUUGAAUCAGAGCAUUUAACCCUUUGUUGAUACCCCUAUCUCACCAUGAAUGUUACUUUAGCUGUACUGAACAAUAUCAUGGGUAAAUUUAUUCAUGUGCUUCAUUUAGGUAAGCUAUUUUUACCAUGAAAUCUUGCACCUUAUCCCUAUUUAAUAGUCCUUUCUACACAAACCAGAGGGGUUGAUUGGGGGGGCAGGGGAGGAGAGGGGUUGGUGGGGAGAAGCGAUGCUUCAUACUGUAGUUGUUCCACUAUCUUGCUGAGAGAUUUUUGUUUUGAAGUGAGAUUGUACCAAUGUUGCUCGCUGCAUAGUUCUGCCUCAUUCAGGUAGCAGACAGCUUGUUGAACAUAGGGAAAUGCUACAGUUAAUAUUCAAUGGACUCGAGGCCAAAAUUUAGCUUGGCCGUUUAGUAAAGCAUUAGGUUUAAGAAAAGAAAUAAAAUCAAAUUUGUGUAUCAGUCAUAAGUAUCUUAAUUCUAUAUUUUACUACAUAAACACAUCUUAGUUAACUUGUGUAUAUAGCAUUAAUAUAGAAUGUUGUAAUCUUGUGGUUAAAAGGAAGAUUAUGUCAAUAGGUGCUACAAUUACCAGUCUAUAUCCGUCAUUUAUGUAUUGCUUAGUGUAUAGUGUAUUCAGGAUUUGCUGUCUUAAUUCCUGAGAGAAAUAAAUCCUUUCAUUAUAAUAA